CACGUUCAAAAUUCAAUCCUUUAGAGCUUUGAACCCUCUUUGGAAUUCCCCCAAUUGGAAACUGAUCAGCUGGCAGUUUCUGGGAGCUAUAAAAAAUAUUUCAACAUCUGUCAUAGUUUACAUCAUCAAAAGACACCAGUGGAACAACAGUCAUCUUAUAGAGCAGGCUAGCUCCAAUUAUAAGAAAAGAGGUAUACGGGUGUCUGUUCUACUGCGAAGUUCUACUGCAAAGUUCUGCGGCGCAACUUCCGUAUUUUGCUGGGCUACGUUCAAAUGAAAGCAUAACUUCCUUAACUCAUGUGAUACAAACCCAGAUUCAACAAGGAAUCUUUAUCCUGAACUCAAUCGCUGAUUGUCCAUCAAGUUUUUUUGUCAACGAAAAUGAGAAAGCAAUGCUAACUGGAAUGAUGUCUACAAAUGGCGCGAUGUCCAGCGAGUUUAGUGGGGACGGGGUCUUCGAGCCGGAGUUUGAGCUCACCCCUCUGAUAAAAGAAGAGCUCCGCACCACAAUACGCAACCGGAGAAUCAACAGCGGCAAAUCGGACGACUUGAGCUACGAUGACGGUCCUAAACCACAGUACAAGGUGAAUAUUGAUUGUGUGCCACGCCAGCUGACCCCCGAAGAAGAGGAGAAGCGAGAAUUGAGACGGGAUCGCAACCGUGUAGCUGCCGCUAAGUGUCGCAUCAAAAGGAAGACAGAAGUCUGUGGUUUAACAAUGGAAUCUGAGCGGCUGCAGUUGACCAAUGAGAGACUACGUGAAGAGAUCCAGAGACUCAAGGAUGAAAAGAGAGUCAUUCUACAACUGAUUAAUUCACAUCGGCCAUCUUGUAUUGUUACACCACCGAUCAAUGUCCCGGAUGUCCAGAUGGCGCAGGCUACGUCAUCGUCCUACGACUCGGUCAGCGUUGAACAGGAAGGGGUCCUGGAGUUGCUUGGAUACAAUCCCAAGUACAUGCUACCCAUUCCAUCGCACAUAAAACAGCCGUCAAUAUCAAUCCAGGGGAUACAUUUACCAGAAAUGGCUUCGCAAGUGGAGUAUAAUUCGCCAGUAGCAACCCAGACUGGUUGGGAACCGUUUAGUACUCCAUUGGGGUUUCUCUCGGCAAGAUUUGAUGAUGAUGACGAUAAUGGGAACCAGGACAAUGCGGAUUCAUCUUCAAGACACCAUCUUCAAUCAAAGACACCAGUCUCAAAAAGGCCAUAUUGCAGGUCAAUUAGCACCGACUCCGAAGAGUCUGAGGAUGAUGAGUUUGAGCUUCGACCCCUCAUCAAGGAAGAGCUUAGGAAUUCAAUCCAGAAGAGGAGAUGGCAAAUGGGAUUGAUAGACUGGGGCCUGGAAGACUAUGACAAGAAGAGAGGUCCCAAAGACAACAAGCUGACGGGAGAGGAGUUGAAGAAAAGAGAGGACAGGAAGAAUAGAAAUCGACUCGCAGCCGCCAAGUGUCGGCAAAAGAAGCGCAGCCGACAGGAUGAACUGCAAAGGACGAUGGAAUCCCUCGAGACUAGACGAGAUGAGCUGAUGACGCUGAAGGACAAACUGAGUCAAGAGAAGGCACAGCUCCGUCAGAUGGUAGAAGAGCAUUUCAAAUUGUGUAAACCGAGCAUGCCCAGAACAACGUAAUGGAACCCACGACGAAAAACUGGCUUGUUCAAACCGGCGGCUCUGGACCAAAGAACCACGACGUAUAUUACAGAACGUUGACGGGAAAAUGAGUAGGGAAACUUGCAUGCGUGGACGAGAAACCAUCUUUGAAGAAAUUUGUAAAUCACAGAGGACUACAUAUUGAAGACAACCAUACUAUAGUAAUAGUUGACUGAAUCUAUGAUUCUGCUGAUGCAAUUUCAAACUGACUAAAUAUUUUGUCUGAAACUUCAAGACACACUUUCUCAGAAACGGCCGGCUGCGUACCUUAUAGGAAACAGGGAAUCUAGAGGCUUACAGUUGUAUUGGAUUCUGCAGAACUAUAUAUUAUUAGAAGAAAACCGUACUUGUGGAUCUCAAUUUGUAACUAUAUGAUGAUGCAAUUUGAAUUCACUGUGAACAUUUUACUUUUGUAUGAAACUUCAAGAGAACAAUUCUCAGAAAAUUGGAGGGCCUCAAGAGAGCAUGGCCAUCACGGCAGAUACCAAGUUAAAGUGAUAUCUUCGACAGGACGUCUUUAUGUUGUGUACAAAGUCCCAAACUUUUCAUUGAAAGUGACGGUUGAAUAUCGUUUGGCUAUACGAGUCCUCAUGGGAUUUGUUAUGGCUCCAAAAAUUACCUAUAAACUGCCUAUUUAUAUAAACGGAUCUCCCGCAAACUGCACAAACUCUGUAAAUGACUAUUAUAAACUGCCUAUUUAUAUGAACGGAUCUCCCGCAGAUUGCACAAACUCUGUAAAUGACUAUUAUAUGACGAAGAGAAAAUCCACAAGUUACUUAUCAGUUACACUCAAAAGAAUACCCGGGUCAGAUUUGACCCGAAUCCAUGUCACGUUGGGCCCAGCCCUUUAUACGGGUAAGAGGCUUAAAUAACACAUCGUGUUCGUGUGGCAACUCACACCUGUUACCUUCAUGUUAUUCCUUUUCCAGAACUUAGUUGAAUCAAACAUACAAUAUCAGAAACACAAAAGGGAUUUUAUGAGUUUCAUUAACCCAAUGCAAAAUAUGGUCAUAGUUUAUUUUGUGAUGGGCCCCGUAAAAACGAGUGGACAAGGACUAAAAACACUAAUAUUUUUUAGAAGGUUUUGGAAGGUUUCUGAAUAUCACAAUUUUGUUUUAAACAACAUUGUUAACUGCCUUGGAAGCUCAAAGAAUCCGAGUAUGAAAAGCAUGCAAUUUUGUAUUUGAAUGAUAUUGCUUAAGUAAUAUUGAGAAUAACCCAAUGUAUAGGGUUAUCAAUUAGUUUCCCAUUGAGUUUGUAUAACUUUUAUAUACUGAUUGAUCAGCUUGACUUUUGAUAUACAAAAUAUAUUUUAGUAGUUUCUUAUAGGUGAAUACUACAUUGCAUACUAUUUAUGUGUGAAACAAUUCUUUAAUACUAUAGGGAAUACUAUUUAUCUAUGAAUAACUUCUAAUCCCAAUAAUUGAAGGUUGUUGAGCUAAGUUUAUUUAAAAUUUAUUUCAGAUUUUCAAGUAGUCUGCCCUACAUAAAUCACUACUUUUUUAUGGAGUUUAAGUUUGGUAAAAACUAUUGUACCCUAUGGUUUUGUUUUUGUGGAUAUUUAUGCCUCUAUUUAAUUACUUAUUUAUGUCUGUGUUUAUUUCUUAUUUAUUUAUAUAUUGUCUGAAAAAUAACUUGAAAUAAAAUUGUACUUAUUUGCAUGUGAGUUCGAUGAUUAAUGCCUAUACCACUUAUUGUUGUCAUAAAAUGACACUACUGACGCAGAGUUGGAGGAAAUUGCUCUUAGAAUCAUGUUUAACUGGACAAUGUAUAGGAGGUAUAUGGGAUUGUGUCAUUGAUACUACAAACAUGAUUUGGCAAAUCAGUCAGAAUAUGUCAUGAGAAUUCAUACCCAAUAUAUUAAAUCAAAGAAGUGACCAUAAUUGCAUUUAGUUAAAAGGCAGAAACUUCAAUAGGUAUGGAGGCAUCAUCUAGAAGCCGAUGCUUGUGGUGAGAUGCCUGACGGACAGACAAACAGAACAUACACAGAAACAAGAACGUACGGACGAACGUAUAGAACAAGGACAUAAAUGGUAGGGAAAAAACCAAGUCAGCAAGUAGUUUCUACUGAAGACAAGCAGAGUAUACUGAUUGAAACGUCGAGACCACGCCGGCUCUUUUCAGAGCCAAAACUCGCACACACAAAAACAAUUAAAACUUGUUUGUUUCUGCAAGUUCACUAUUUAAUUAAAGUUAAUUCUUAGGUCAAGUUGCGUAAAAAAAAUUUUGACAAAUUAUUUGAUAACAAGCUUUGUUUUGUUAUACUGUGAGGGGAGGGCUCUUUUAUAUAAACGCUUUUGAAUUGAAUCAAUUAAGCGUAACAAAGACACAAUGGGAAAGAGCAGAAACUUUUAGGUUUGUGAAUAUCUUAAAGUCACCUGGAAGUGGUAUUUUUUCAAAAUAAAGCUUUUGUCACCAAUAUAUGUGUUUUGAU
This is a messenger RNA of Asterias rubens (European starfish), 4077 nucleotides long. RefSeq lists its product as uncharacterized. The coding region runs from base 393 to 1622 and encodes 409 amino acids. The transcript has 9 exons. The record is from RefSeq and is a predicted model, not a curated record. NCBI's taxonomy places the organism in Eukaryota, Metazoa, Echinodermata, Asteroidea, Forcipulatida, Asteriidae. Gene Ontology annotation, cellular component: nucleus. Gene Ontology annotation, molecular function: DNA-binding transcription factor activity, RNA polymerase II-specific; RNA polymerase II cis-regulatory region sequence-specific DNA binding. Gene Ontology annotation, biological process: regulation of transcription by RNA polymerase II.